Molecule: messenger RNA, 1846 nt
Organism: Colias croceus (clouded yellow)
Lineage: Eukaryota; Metazoa; Arthropoda; Insecta; Lepidoptera; Pieridae
Product: homeobox protein ARX-like
Exons: 6
Coding region: 336-1085 (249 amino acids)
Biological process (GO): regulation of transcription by RNA polymerase II
Molecular function (GO): DNA-binding transcription factor activity, RNA polymerase II-specific; RNA polymerase II transcription regulatory region sequence-specific DNA binding
Source: RefSeq, a predicted model, not a curated record
UUCUGCGAGGUCACACGUCAAUCGCGAAUUUCAUUGCCGUUCUACGAAACUUCAGAGUUGCAGGCGGGAAUUAAAUUAUUCAAUUAUAUUUUUAUUGAAAUAAUUAUUUAUUAAUUUUUUCGAGCGAAUACAGAAUUUCACUAAUUUAACGUUAGAUUAACGUGAUUUAUUUAUAUUGACAGUUUGGUUUUAGUUUUUUGAAUAAUGAAGUGAAAGUGACUGGAAAGGACAAUAAAACAAACGUACCUAUAGUGUGUGUAGUGCGUAGUGCGUAGUGCGUUGGUGCGUGUGCGAUAGUGCGUAGUGCGUUGGUGCGUUAGUGCGAUAGUGUCGGCAUGUCGAGUGCGCGGCGCGGCGUGGCCUACACCAUCGACAGCAUACUGGGACAUCGGCAUGUCUCUAAUGACAACGUGGAGUUGAAAAGCGAGAGCGUGCACUCAGACUCGGAACAUGAGGUGGAGCCAGAUACCGAGCCGAGCGCCGAGCCGGACGCCGAGCCGAGCGCCGAGCUGCCCGACCACCUGGAUGCCAGCAGACCGCGCAAGCAGGUGCGCCGCAGCCGGACCACAUUCACCACGUACCAGCUGCACGAGCUGGAGCGCGCGUUCGACAAGACGCAGUAUCCCGACGUGUUCACGCGCGAGGAGCUCGCCCUGCGCCUCGACCUCAGCGAGGCGCGCGUGCAGGUUUGGUUCCAGAACAGACGAGCGAAGUGGCGCAAGCGGGAGAAGGCGCUGGGCCGGGAGCACGCGCCCUUCCUGCAUCACGAACACGGUGUGGGCGAGUGGGGCGUGGCGCCGGUGAGCUCGGGCAGCGAGUGGUGGGCGCUGGGGCUCGGCGCGCUGGCACCCGCGCCCUGGCACGAGCCCGCCUUCACCGCGCUGCUGCAUCGGUACGUGCUGCGGCUGCCGGCGGCGCCGCUGUCCCCCGCGCGGUCCCCGUCGCCGGCGCGCUCGCCGCUGCCGCUGGCCCCGCACGCCGCGCACGCCGCGCACACCGCGCCCGCGCCCGCACCGCCCGCACCGCAUAGCGCGCCGGACGCGCUGCGCCUGCUGCACGAGCGGUACAGCCGCGUGCACACGUAACCCGCUUGACACGUCUCACUUCCCAGUUCACUAAUGUCCGACAUCAUCAGUUAUUUCUUUCUAUACUUAUGGAUAAAGUUAGUCAAGAAAUUAAAACGCACAUUUGUAUGUAUCUCAUAUAGUAUUUCCUAUAUAUUCAUCUGAUCGAAUAGUUCUGUCGUUGCUUUUUAAGGUAACUACGAUCUAAACUUAGGUAGGUACUUUAUUUUGUGGACUAUUAUAAUUUUCAUAAAUUUUUCAUGAUUUUUAAAGUAUUUUAUACACGGUUUAUACGAUGCAUUUUUAAUUCAUGACUUUAUUAGAUUGUACACUGCAUUUCACUACAAAACUGAUAUUUGGUGCAUACAAUGUGCUAACAGUUACUAUUUAACUUUCACACCUUCCAUUAAAUUAUCGUUCAUUCAUGUUUACGAUAUGUGUUUAAGCGUUUAAACUUUUGAACCAAUCUGUUAUGUCACAAACAAUGUGGAAAUAGAAUUAUAUAAUCUACGAGUAUAAAUUUAUCUACUGUCAUUAAUUUUUUAACAUUUAGUAAUAAUCUAAAUUAUAUAUGUAUUACCAAUAUAAAACUUAUUGUGUAAAUAUAAAAUAAUAGGUAACAUUUUGUUUAUUUCCCUAAAGUUACGUGUGCCUUAUAUAAGUAUACCUAUACAAUUAUACAUGUCCUAAUUCUGAUCUCAUUAUCGAUACAUGCAGCAUGUCUGUUGACUCGAAUAAGACAACUAUAAUAUUUUCUUUCUAUAAUUGCGCUAGUAUUUCUU